Messenger RNA from Nelumbo nucifera (sacred lotus), 3142 nucleotides. Its product is annotated as putative serine/threonine-protein kinase At1g54610. Gene Ontology annotation, cellular component: nucleus; cyclin-dependent protein kinase holoenzyme complex. Gene Ontology annotation, biological process: positive regulation of transcription elongation by RNA polymerase II; protein phosphorylation. The record is from RefSeq and is a predicted model, not a curated record. NCBI's taxonomy places the organism in Eukaryota, Viridiplantae, Streptophyta, Magnoliopsida, Proteales, Nelumbonaceae. Gene Ontology annotation, molecular function: ATP binding; RNA polymerase II CTD heptapeptide repeat kinase activity.
GCUCAACUCUUGAUUCUAGAGAGAGGAGAGAGGAGAGAGGAUGUCUCGGAGUGAUGGGUUAUCUCGAAUUAUUUAUUAUUUAUUAUUUAUUAUUUAUUUGCUUUGAGAGUAUUUGACUGAAGGGAAGGCUGCCUGGGUCUGGGUCUGGGUCUGGCAAAGCCGUCUUCUUAUUAUAAAUACCCGCGCAGAGGAAGAGAGAGAAAGUUGUUUUCUUUAUUUGGUAAAAUGUUGCUAAUGAAAUCUAUCCGAGCCCUAGAUCCAUGGCUUUAAUGGACUUGAUGAGCUUUAUCAUGGCUUCGAUGAGCUUGACCAUCACCGAAGCCUAGCCAUAGAUCAGUAUCUAGGGUUUCAUUUCGUCUCAUUUGUUGUUUACUGCUUCUACGAAUUUCCAGUGUUUUGGCGUUAGAAAUGUCUGAGGCAAGAUAUUGAAUUUCUGAUCCAGUUGCCAUUCUUGGCAUACUUUCUUCCAAUUUAUUGGUUCUGAAUUAGAGGAUUUGGUUUUGGGACUGGAGUGGUUGAAUCUUGUGAUUUGGUUGGAUUCUUUUUAAUGCUGGAUUUUGAUGGAUGUCGAAGAGGAGGACUUCGCAGAGAGCCGAGCUCGCGGCUGUGGUGAUCUGUGUUAGUGAAGGAGGCUUGCUUUGAAGUUGCUUUUCUGCACAAUGGGCUGCAUUUGUUUUAAAGCGUCUGCUAUAGAAGAUAGUAGAGAGAGUCCAAGAGAGAGGUUAUCGAGUAAAGCGUCGUCGGAUUUACGGGUGCCACGGGCGACCUCGUCCAGGAGAGAGGAAGUGUUUCGAGGGAAAGAUAGAGUAGAUAGUAGGGAUGGAAGGGUUACGUUGAUUGAAAAACAAGGAAAUGGUUCGAUUCGGUUGCAUGGGGAGAAUUUUGAGAAGAAGAGGGAGAAGGCUGAAUAUGUUGUUGUUCAACAGCCGGCUGUGGGCAGCAUUCCGAAGGCAAUGGAAGGGGAGCAGAUUGCAGCGGGUUGGCCUCCUUGGCUUGCUGCGGUCGCUGGAGAAGCUAUCAGGGGAUGGGUACCACGGCGGGCAGAGUCAUUUGAGAAACUUGAUAAGAUUGGCCAAGGAACUUAUAGUAAUGUUUACAGGGCUCGGGAUCUUGAUCAGGGAAAAAUUGUUGCAUUGAAGAAAGUACGAUUUGAUAACCUGGAGCCUGAAAGUGUUCGAUUUAUGGCUAGGGAAAUCCACAUUCUGCGUAGGCUUGAUCAUCCAAAUAUAAUAAAAUUGGAAGGAUUGGUAACUUCGCGGAUGUCUUGCAGCUUGUAUCUUGUUUUUGAGUAUAUGGAGCAUGAUCUUGCAGGUCUUGCUUCAUUUCCUGGUCUGAAGUUCACGGAACCACAGAUCAAGUGCUACAUGCAGCAACUUCUACGUGGACUUGAUCAUUGCCAUAGUCGUAGCAUUUUGCAUCGUGACAUAAAGGGUUCAAAUCUCCUAAUUGACAAUAAUGGCAUACUGAAGAUUGCAGACUUUGGCUUGGCAAGUUUUUUUGAUCCUCAUCAAAAUCAUCCAUUGACAAGCCGUGUUGUCACUCUUUGGUAUCGACCACCAGAGCUUUUACUGGGAGCAACCCACUAUGGAGUUGCUGUGGAUCUGUGGAGUACUGGAUGCAUACUUGCAGAAUUAUAUGCUGGCAAGCCUAUCAUGCCUGGAAGGACAGAGGUGGAGCAGUUGCAUAAGAUUUUCAAGCUCUGUGGUUCACCAUCUGAGGAUUAUUGGAGAAAAGCAAAAUUACCACAUGCAACCAUUUUCAAACCACAACAACCUUAUGAAAGAUGUGUUGCAGGAACAUUUAAAGACUUCCCUCCUGCGGCUUUAGGGCUUAUGGAGACAUUGCUUUCUAUAGAUCCUGCAGAUCGUGGAACUGCAGCUUCUGCUCUCAAGAGUGAGUUCUUCAUAACGAAGCCACUUGCUUGUGAUCCUUCAAGCUUGCCUAAGUAUCCUCCCAGCAAGGAGUUUGAUGCAAAAGUACGGGAUGAAGAAGCUAGAAGGCAAGGAGCAGCAUGGGGUAAGGGCCAAAGGUCCGACCUAGAAAGGAAAGUCCCAAGAGAAUCUAGAGCGGUUCCAGCACCUGAUGCUAAUGCAGAGUUGAUAUUGUCAAUGCAGAAAAGACAAGGUCAGUCCAAUUCCAAGAGUCGGAGUGAGAUGUUCAACCAUCAUCAGGAAGAAGUUGCUUCUGGCUUUCCAAUUGACCCACCUAGACAAUCACAAGCCACAGAAGAAGUGAGAAAAGAUGCUCAAGGACAUUUCCAUAAGAGAGCUUCACAUUCAGGGCCAUUGGUUCAUCGUUCUGCUUGGGCAAAGGUUGGGAGACUGGAUGAUGCUCCAAAGGUUUCAAAUGGGUCCGACUUAUCAGCAUUGUCUAGUUUAGUAGCAGCAAGGAACUUGUUGUCUGAUGAUCGUCGGGAAAAAUCUGGUCCUUCACAGUCAGAGAUGACAAGUCUACUGAGCAGGCUUCCUGGUUCAUUCAAUGAGGCCUCUGAAUCUAACAGAAAGCAGGAUCGAAAACAUCAUGCCCAGGUUCUUGUAGGCUCUCAUCAGAAAGAAGAUGAGAGGACCAGCAACAAGGAAAAAAUUCUGGGUUAUGGAUCUAAGGGUCACAAGAUUCACUACUCUGGCCCACUAUUGCUUCCAUCAGACAAUGUGGACCAGAUGCUGAAAGAUCAUGAUCGCCAGCUUCAAGAAGUAGUUCGGCGAAAAAAGCUAGACAAGGCAAAACUUAGGAAACUUCAGGCUGCAGGUAACCCAAUAUUUGGCAAUCCGAUGUCUACCUCUGGCUAUUAUGCCGUAUAAGACAGGUCUAGUGCGGUAGUGCACCAACCAGAAGAUUUUUCCUUUGAAGGAGAGCGAGAACACAGAAAAAAAUGUCGAGUGGUGGCCAACUCCCUUUGUGGAGUUAUAUAAGCAGGCGUUGGGGGGGGUUAUGUAUAGGAGAUGAUGAUGAUGAUGAUAGAAUUUUGGCCUCUUGGCCCAAUUCAUAGUUUGUCUCAAAUGUAUCACUUCUACUCAUUCUUACAACCCUGUUUUAAAACAUGAUGAUGUUUUUACAUGUUACCAUACACGACAGAAUUCUUGCAAAAAUAGUGCUGUAAUAUUAUGCUCCUACUCCACUCAAGGGUUUCCUGUUGUCUAAA